CGCUCCCUGUCCAUUUGCUUUUCUUGCUCAGGCUGCCUGUCCUCUCGCUUUUCUCUUCUGUAUUCUUCUCGAGAUUCAUCCAUUCCAACGUUUUUGGAGGUCAUCGGCAACGACCAUCAUAGCUUGGUUGUCUCUCACUUUGCUAUUUUACUACAUUCGCUUCGCCAUUCGCAUAUCACUCGCUUUUCCCGUUGUCGACUUGGAUCAUCCGUUUUUGCUUGUCUCGCAUCAUUCUCGUUCCUGUGACACAGCAUCAAGAUUCAUAACAACGGCAUCAUCAUCAUCAUCAUCAUUUCGACGCUCCAUCAUCGAAGCUUGUAAACCUCUAUCGAGAGUCCUGUGACUACGACCGCUGUAGCCACUUCCCCGAAACCACCUCGGCUCCCUUUUUCUCUCGACAAAUCCAUCCACAUCGCCCAUCAUGCGUCCCGCCUCGGGCCUCGUCCAGCUGGCCGUCUGCGUCUCAUCUCUCGCUCCCCUGACUGCAGCAUGGCCUGACUGGUUCCUCCAAUCCGACUCGAUCGUCGUUGCCAGAGACGUGGUUCGACAAGAGCUACCACAAGAGACCGGCUUCCUCGAGCCUCGUGCGGACGGAGAGUCCACAACCCAGGAAGAGGCCACCAAGACUGGCAGACAGAUCAAGACGACAAACCUCAACACCGCCAAGGUCGAAACGGAAACAGAUAACUCGGAAUCCGACAAGACCAACACCGACGAGGAAACCGAAACUGCAACUGGAAAACAGACCGGCAAGAAGGGAGAGACGGGAAAGAGCAACACCAAGGAUGCUAAGCCCACCCGAACCAGCUACUCCUUUGAUGUUGCCGCUGGUGGUGUGAACAUGCAGACUCCUGAGACCUUGUACCAACCCACGCCUCUGUACAAGAUUGGUGACUAUGCCACCUUUGGCUGGAACUACACCUCGCUCAAGGGCACCCCCACUGCCAUCGACGUGCUCGUCAGUUGCUCUGCCAAUGCUGAGACAUACACCCUCGCCGCCAACACGACCUUUGAGAAGAACCCUUCUUACACCUGGGACACGGGCAAGCAAGCCAACAAUGUCAACGCUCCCCUUGUUGUUGGCCUGUACACUCUUAUCAUCAAGGACUCUGAUAUGGGCAUCAGCGAUGUCCCCGACCCAGGUUACCUGUCUGUUGCCAGGACCUUCCAGUUCGGCAUGUACACCCCCCGAGACUAUGUUCCAUACAGCGAGUGGACUUGCGAUGUUUGCAACAGCGCACCUGGUCUUAGCCAUGGCGGCAUUGCCGUGGUUCUAUCGAUGACUCUGGUAACGAUUGCCUCGUUCACCUGGUUCGUCACCGGCCUCGGUCUGCAAUAAUCAGCUUGUAUUCGCGCUUGGCUUGGAGUUAGUUUUUCGGUUUCACGUAUUCAUUCGGCGGGCGAACAUCGAACGGGCAUAAUUAUGCCCCCUUUUCGCAUUGGACAUGCAAUUCAGAAGCUUCUGGGGAGGGCGUUAGUAGAGGGAUGUUUUUAAGGUGAAGGUACCGCUCAAGGACGGGAAAAACUCCAAUUUGGAUGCUUCAUGAUCUGAUCGCCACAGAGUAAAUCAUGUAAUGAUUCUAUAUACAUCUUAAUCUCGUCGGUCUUUAGGAUUACCGAACGAAACAGUUUGUUUUCAAGAAAAUAUUUUACAAUUUGGCAC
Molecule: messenger RNA, 1663 nt
Organism: Fusarium vanettenii 77-13-4
Lineage: Eukaryota; Fungi; Ascomycota; Sordariomycetes; Hypocreales; Nectriaceae
Exons: 2
Coding region: 422-1339 (305 amino acids)
Source: RefSeq, a predicted model, not a curated record